CCCCGGCUCCAAUAUUAGCUGGUCUGGAGCAUGGUAACCGGCCCGCCGCGGCUAUUUUCCCUCUAAACGGAUGGCAGAAGUUCCCAUGUUACCCAAACAAAGACCCUGCCGGGUCCUAGUGCUGGGUGGGUAACAGCUUCUGCUACAUCCACAGUCUGGAGGAAAAGCAGCCCUAAUAGAAAGUCAAACAUCAGUGCCGUGGGGUGUGUCGCUGUGCGGCCGUAGAGCAGGCUGCCGGCCGGCCGGCUAGCCGGGGCUGCAGCUGGUUGGUGGGUUAGCAGGCUGGCAGCAGGAGCAGCACAGCGGAAGGAAGCUACUCCUGCUGGCCGGGCGAACUACUACUAACCCCGGCAAGCUAAGCUAGCCCGCUCCGCUGCUACCCGGCGGUUAGCCUGAGCAUGCUAAUGCUAAGGCUAGCAGGGGGUGAUGGAGGAGGAGGAGUCUGAUGCUGUUAGCAGACGGUCCUCCAAGCCUGUCUCUGCUGCCGAGGAAUCCUUCCACCUCCAUCAGCAUCCAUCCGUCCAUCCAUGUCAGGCCAGAGGUCCAGCUGAACCAGCAGCUCCAGCUAUCACCUGAAAAUCCCUCCCUGAAGCAUGGAGUCAAGCUGCCUGCUCGACCUUUUAUGAGCUGAAGGGGAGGACUGCAGCAGAAAUGGGAAGAAGGCAGCAGAGGCCAUGUCGCUCAGUAAGGAGGACAUGUCUAUCUUCGGCCUUUACCCCGGCCACGACGACUUCUACUUGGUGGUGUGCAGCCAUUGUGGCCAAGUGGUGAAGCCUCAGGCCUUUGAGAAGCACUGCGAGCGGAGACACGGUCCUCUGGCCAAGCUCUACGGAAAGCUCCGCUCUCCCACGCCGGCCCCCCAGCUCCAGAGACCCUACCACGCCCACUCCCCGUCACACGGGAUCAACGCCCCUUCUGCUUCGUCGUGGGAGGGGCGGGGGCCGAACGUCGUGCCGCCCAGGGCCGCCCCGCCCUCACCUUCCACCCCGCCCCAGUACAGAUACUCCAAGAACUCCAAGGAUGGAGUCCGACAUUCCCCACUAGAGAAGUCGUUCCACAGCAGCCACAAAGAGCCAGCAGUGUUCAAGCAGCCGCCGCUUCUGGAGCCUCCGGUCCUGUCUCCGCCUCCGUCGCUUCGGGAUCCGCCGUGGCCACAUGGAGCGCCCUCUGCUGGCAGGCCUCCAUCCAGCGACAAGCAGCCCACGCAGAGGAAGGACUCUGCUCAGCUGUCUGCAGCCAUGGGCCACCGGGUCCCCCGGCCGUACAACAAGGUGGCCUCCAAGAGGGAGUGUGACCUGGACAAACACUGCGGCGUCCUGGACCCUGACAGGAAGAAGGUCUGCACUCGCCUCCUCACCUGCAACAUCCACUCCAUCCACCAGCGCAGGAAGGUGCUGGGACGCAGCAAGAACUUCGACCUGCUGGUUGCAGAACUUAAGAUGAGGGUGAGGGAGAAGGCCCUGGAUGGAGGCUUCUCUACCGGAGGGUCCCCCAGUCCGGAGGCCCCGAGGGAGCAGGCCGGCGUUCCCCACUGCAGGAGACCCCUGGCCAGCCUUCCUGCUUUCAGUCGCUCCAUGGCCAUGUCGGAGUGUGCCCCAGAGGAGGAGAAGCAGUGGCAGGAUGAGGCUGGGGUCCAAGGGCCUUCACCUCUGCUCCAUGGUCACAUCUCCAGCGACGACAGUGAGACGGAAGGAGCUGAGGAACCGGCAGACUUCCCAUCAUCCAUUGCACAUCCCAGACCUGCAGAGGUGUGCUCGUUCGGCAGCCGUUCUCUGGGUCACGGCAUUUACACGUUCGACAGGAGGCUCCACCACGCCAGGUGGGCUCUCAGCAGCAUGCUGGAGCAGCAUAUCAGCGCCCACCUCUGGAAAAAAAUACCUCAAGCCACAGAGCUGCUGUCACCGACUUCCUUGGCCAAGUCCAUCAGCUCUUCCUCUCCUGUCUCCAUAGCAACCUCCUCCACCUUCCAUUCUAAGGUCCGUGCAGGAAGCCAUAUAAGCUCUUCUCUUAAAAACGCCUCAUCGUCUCCGAGCCGUGGACCGGGCAGACUGCCGGCAGCCGUGCAGUCGGAGAACUCUGGCGCCGGCUUUGCUGGUCCCCAUCCCACGUCCGGGGGCCGGCCCGGCGUGGUCCGUCAGGGGGGAGGGGCCAGACACAAGAAUCCUGUGGGGCGUCCCAGCAAACAGAUGCUGAAGCUGCGCGAGGAGGCCGCUGCGGCCGCCGCCUUCCGCAAACGAAAAGCUCCGUCCCAGGAAGGAGAGCACUCGGGCCCCGAGAGGAACUGCAUCGUCCUGCAGGACCGGGGCCCCCCACCUUCUACCGUCUCCUCCUCAUCAUCUUCCUCCUCUUCCAAAGCCCCCCCCUCCUCUCUGCUCCCUCAUGGUCAGACCAAUGGAACCCUUUCCCCUGGAAAGCCCCGCCCUCAGCCUCCCGCCUCAGACUCCCCCGCUGCCAAGGCAGUAUGGACGUACAAACGGACCCACCCCCCUCUGAGCCACUCCUCUCCUCCAGACCCCUCCUCUGCUAGCAACUCCCACAGUCGGACCGGCGUGGGCGACUCGGGAACGCACGGGCCGGGGAGUGGGAGGACAUUUCUAGAACAUCAGGGACUGAAGAAACGAAAGGUGGGGGCUGUAGAGGAGCACCCCCCCUCGUCCAAACUCUCAUCGCAGCGCCUUCCUUCCUCCUCCUCUAGCUCCGCCCCCUCCUCCUCGCCAUGCUCCGGUUUCUACCCCUGGAAGGACAGUAAGAGCGGCGGCCUGGAGGGGGACAUGGAGAAGAAGCUGGGCAUACAGAAGCCAAAACUGCACCAUUAAGUGUGCUUGCCUUACAAGCCACUACGGGGGAGCCAGCUCCACUCAGUCUGGGACUGAGCCAGCGGGACUCUGGGUGUGUGUGUGUGUGCUGAGCGUGUGUGUGUGCGUGCGUGCUGAGCGUCCGCUCCGGUGUAAAUGGACCAGGUAUGUGUGCUGUGCCGUAUGGAGCUGUAUGAAUGAGCAGAGGAGGGUGGGCUGAAACAUAGAGUAUGGAUUAGAAAUACCUCAAGACCAUCUGGUUAUGCUGCUAAAUUGAAUAUGUUGGUUUAUUAAAAAUGUAAUUUUCACUUGG
Cyprinodon tularosa is the source of this 3108-nucleotide messenger RNA. It is a transcript of the gene atxn7l2a, whose product is annotated as ataxin 7-like 2a. The record is from RefSeq and is a predicted model, not a curated record. Lineage: Eukaryota; Metazoa; Chordata; Actinopteri; Cyprinodontiformes; Cyprinodontidae. The transcript has 10 exons. Bases 675 to 2816 code for a protein of 713 amino acids.